AUGAUUGCUGCAAAGGAGGGUGGCGGGUCAUCCAGUGACGACGCCGUCAUGGGAUACGGUGGCGGACCACCGGAUGACGGUGUUGCCUCAAGAGGUGGUGGAAGGCCACCAGAUGAUGAUGUUGGUUCAAGAGACAGUGGUAGGCCACCAGAUGAUGGUGCUGCUUCAAGAGAUGGAGGCGGGCCGCUAGAGGAUGGCGCUGCUUCAAGAGAUGGUGGUGGGCCGCCGGGGGAUGGCGCUGCUGGAGUGUUGGUUGGUUCCAACGUCGUCAUCGGGUGUAUCGGGCUAUAUGGUUGUUCUGAUGCCUCACCUGUCAUCUUAUUCGUCAUGUGUGGUUAG
This is a messenger RNA of Lactuca virosa, 339 nucleotides long. Lineage: Eukaryota; Viridiplantae; Streptophyta; Magnoliopsida; Asterales; Asteraceae. The record is from the annotation of a GenBank genome assembly.